Gadus chalcogrammus (walleye pollock) is the source of this 2622-nucleotide messenger RNA. It is a transcript of the gene ccdc177, whose product is annotated as coiled-coil domain containing 177. NCBI's taxonomy places the organism in Eukaryota, Metazoa, Chordata, Actinopteri, Gadiformes, Gadidae. The transcript has 3 exons. The record is from RefSeq and is a predicted model, not a curated record. The coding region runs from base 1 to 2622 and encodes 873 amino acids.
AUGGUCGACACGUCCGAAGUUGAGGAUCAGUGCAAAGGCCCGCACUCGGACACCCCAGGCCUGCCCAAUCACGUGCACCCGGACGCCGCCGGCCUGCCCAAUCACGUGCACCCAGACGCCGCCGGCCUGCCCAAUCACGUCCCCCGCCGGCCCGACGAGGGGGACGGCAUGGCGGCGGAGGACGACCCCGACGGAGACGCCGGCUUCCAGACUCCGCCCACCGGCAGCUGCGAGCCCAGCCCCUGCCACUCCGCAAACGGAGACCCUCCUCCCCCUCCCCCCCAACAGGGAAACCCCCCCCCCCAGCAAAGCCCCCCCCCCCCGCCCAAGCUGCACCUGGACCUCUACAACUUCGAGUCCCCGGUGGCGGAGGGCAGCCGCUACGUGCUGACCAGCCCCCGGUCCCUGGAGGCGUGCGCCCGCUGCGGCGUGAAGCCCGUGGAGCUGCUGUCGCGCCCGCUGGCCGACUUCGCCCGCGAGGCGCCGGGCCGCUCCAUGCGCGUCGCCACGGGGAUGUUCGAGGUGUACGAGCGCGAGCGCCACGGCAAGCUGAGGCAGUGCCGCGAGGAGCGCGAGCGCAUCGUCCGCGAGGAGAAGAGGCGGGUCCUGGCGGCGGCCGUCAACGGGAACGCCGCCGCCGCCGCCGCCGCCGCCGCCGCCGCCGCCUCGUCUCCACAGCGUUCCGCGGAGAAGAGCCCCGACUCCGCCCGGGCGGGGUCCGGACCGCUGACGGCGUCGGCCCUUCACGACGCCGGAGCGGCGCCCGUGAGGUCCGCGCCCUCGGGUCCGGCUGCGAAAGCGGGCGUGGCCGCGUCGUCAAAGGCCUCGCCCACCAAGGCCGGCCACUCCCCGAAGUCGGGGUCCUCGAGGUCGUCGAGGACCGGGUCGUUCGGCUCCGCCUCCUCCAGGGGCCCCCACCUGGGGACGCCGAAGCAGGCCGCGCCCUCGUCCUCGGAGCCGGGGAAGACCCCGAGCAGGGUGGCCUCGUCCGGCCCCCCCCCGGUGACCCGCAAGUCCUCCGGGGGCAAGUCCUCCAACACCUUCCCCCGGUCGACCCCCAAGCCCCCGGCGUUCCCCCGAGCCAACUCCACCCUGGCCUCCAUCGUGUGCCGGCAGGCCGCCCCGGUCCCCUCGCUCCCCCUCAACGGCGUGCCCGGGGGGGCGGUGCCUCAGCACAACGGGCACGGCAAGGCCAAGAGCCACUCCACGGAGUCCCUCCAGCGGCGGCUGGAGUCCUCCACCUCCAACACCACCGUCACCACCGCCACCACCACCACCACCUGCACCUCCUCCGAGUCGGGCGCCUCCUCCUCCUACAGCUGGGAGGCCGGCCGGGACCACUGGGCCAAGAGGUCCAGCCCCCGCGCCCGCACCCUGGCCACCUUCAACUCCCUGAUGGGGCGGAGCCUGAGCCUGGGCGACCUCAGCCACUCCCACCAGACCACGCAGAAGGUGGAGCGCAUCGUGCGCGAGGUGCGGCGGCGGGGGCUCAAGGCCGUGCCCGAGCGCGACCGCAAGAUCGCGGCGCUGAUGCUGGCGCGCUACCAGGAGGAGGACAUCAUGAGCCAGACGCGCUACGUGGCGCACCUGCAGUGGGACAGCGAGAAGCGCAUGGACGAGCUGCGGCGCGACCAGGAGGAGCGCGAGAAGCAGCGCGCCGUGGUGCAGUGCCAGCGGGCGUGGCACUGCCAGGUGUCCACGCGCCAGCGCCGCCUCAGCCAGCAGGAGCGCGACUCGUCGGCCGCCAAGCUGCGGCAGGCGGAGGAGAGCGAGGAGCGCUGGAGGGAGCUGUCCGAGCAGCAGGAGCGCGGCCGUCUGCAGAGGCUGCAGCAGGCGUCGCGCGAGGAGAAGCAGAAGAAGGCGCUGCAGGAGCAGAACCUGAAGGCGCUGGAGGAGGAGCGGGGCGCCGUGCUGGAGCAGGAGCGCCUCCUGCUGGACGAGAGGCUGACCAUGGCCGAGCUGAAGCGGCAGGAGACGGAGCACCGCGCGCAGGAGGACCGCCGCGGCCUGAACCGCGCCGAGAAGCGCCGGCACGCGGCGCUCAUCCGGGAGAUCUCGCGGCGGGAGCAGGAGGAGCGGGAGGAGGCCCAGCGCGCGGCCGAGGGCAAGCUGAACCGCUCGCUGGAAAACUACGGGCAGAUCGUGGAGCGCCGGGGCCAGGAGCUGAAGGAGAAGGCGCGGCGCGAGGAGAAGCAGAUCCUGAAGGCGCGGCGGGCGGCCGAGCAGCGGGAGCGGCAGCAGCAGCAGCAGCUGGAGGCCCGCGUGAAGGAGGCCGACAGGAGGGCCGCGCAGGCGGCGCUGGCGGCCGAGGAGAAGGCGCGGGAGAAGGCCCAGCGCGCGGCGCAGAGCCGGCAGGAGAAGGAGAGGCUGCAGCGGCUGAACCGGCGGCGGGUGGAGGACGAGGAGCAGCAGAGGCGGGCGGAGCUGCUGCAGUCCAUCGAGAAGAAGCUGGAGAAGAGCGAGCAGAUCUUCAAGGAGAAGCGCGCCGUGCUGGAGAGCGCCCGCUCCACCGCGCGCGCCUCCUUCCACGUGCGCGACCGCGUGCGCGAGGAGACCAACAUGCGCACCUUCGACAAGAUGGCGCUGGAGGCUCAGCUGGCCGCCGGGCUGGACGGGAAGUGA